Molecule: messenger RNA, 378 nt
Organism: Lepus europaeus (European hare)
Lineage: Eukaryota; Metazoa; Chordata; Mammalia; Lagomorpha; Leporidae
Product: binder of sperm protein homolog 1-like
Exons: 4
Coding region: 1-378 (125 amino acids)
Cellular component (GO): cell surface
Molecular function (GO): heparin binding
Source: RefSeq, a predicted model, not a curated record
AUGUACAAGUACAAGAAGGAGGUGACAGGGUCUAAGAGAAAUGAGAUGAAUUUCAGCUUCCACCUUUAUUUUUCAGAUUCUAUAAUUCACUUUCCAGAGGUGGAAGACGGCCGCUGCGUCUUCCCGUUCCAGUACCGGAAAGAGACAUUCCACGACUGUAUCAGCUUCAACGCGAGGCACAAGUGGUGCUCUCUCAACGAGACCUACAUGGGCUACUGGAAGUACUGCACCAAGGCGGACUUCGCCAAGUGCGUGUUCCCAUUCUGGUUCAGGCGCAUGAUCUACUGGAAUUGCACCCAGGACGGGAACGACUUCGGGAAGAAGUGGUGCUCGCUGACCCAGAACUUCAAUAAGGACCAGCUCUGGAAGUACUGCUGA